Messenger RNA from Betta splendens (Siamese fighting fish), 4073 nucleotides. Its product is annotated as protocadherin beta-16-like. Gene Ontology annotation, molecular function: calcium ion binding. NCBI's taxonomy places the organism in Eukaryota, Metazoa, Chordata, Actinopteri, Anabantiformes, Osphronemidae. The coding region runs from base 1 to 2460 and encodes 819 amino acids. Gene Ontology annotation, biological process: homophilic cell-cell adhesion. The transcript has a single exon. The record is from RefSeq and is a predicted model, not a curated record. Gene Ontology annotation, cellular component: plasma membrane.
AUGGCAGUCACCGGUAUUUUCUGGAGAAUCGGUGGUCUUGCUAUAUUGUUCCUAUUUUUCCACGUCUCAAAUGGAGAUGUAAGCUAUUCUUUUCCGGAGGAGUUGAAGCGCGGAUCCGUGAUCGGAAACAUUGCAAAAGAUUUGGGUCUUGAAGCCAAUAGACUAUCAACCCGGAAGGCUCGCAUUGAUACCGAUGGAGGUGACAAACAUUAUUGUGACAUAAACCUACGAACCGGGGAUCUGACUGUUGCCGAGAGGAUUGACAGAGAGGGCCUCUGCGGAGACAAAGCGUCCUGCGUGCUGAAACAAGAGCUCAUGUUAGAGAACCCGUUAGAACUGCAUCGAAUUAGUCUGCAUGUCCAGGAUAUAAACGAUAAUUCUCCUCAGUUUAACAAAGAAUUAAUCCAUAUAGAUAUUCGGGAAUCUGCGGUUAAAGGUGCGCGUUUUCCUAUAGAAGAAGCACAUGAUGCUGACAUAGGCAAAUAUUCAAUUCAAACGUACAAAUUACAAAACAAUGACAAUUUUAUUUUAGGCGUUGGAACCAACUCCGUGGAGCUUGUGCUGAACAAAGAGCUGGACCGGGAGGUUUUAACAGAAUUAGAUUUGAUUCUCACGGCGCUUGACGGAGGUUCUCCACCGAGGUCAGGCACCGCUUUAAUUCGCGUCUCUGUGCUAGAUGCUAAUGAUAACGUCCCAGUGUUUAGCCAGGCAAUUUACAAAGCCAGCGUACCCGAAAACUCUCCUCAAGGAACUGUUGUAGCAACAGUAACUGCUACCGAUGCAGACGCGGGGGUCAAUGGAGAUGUCACAUAUGAAUUUGGACACAUGUCAGAGGAAGUGAAAUCCAUGUUUACUAUUGAUCAUAAGACAGGCGAAAUAAAUUUAAAGAGUACAGUUGAUUUUGAAACAGCGUCAUCAUUUGAACUGCGUGUUACAGCAAAAGAUGGUUUGGGCUUAACCUCAUAUGCAAAAGUCAUAAUAGAUGUUACUGAUGUAAAUGACAACCCACCUAUUAUUUAUCUAAAAUCACUGAGUAACCCCAUACCUGAAGAUGUGUCACCUGGUACAGAGGUGGGCAUCAUUAACGUACAGGACAGAGACUCUGAGAACAACAGACAGGUUCGCUGCUCCAUCCAGCAAAAUGUCCCAUUCAAGUUAGUUCCUUCCAUUAAAAACUAUUAUUCUCUGGUGACCACAGGACAACUGGACCGUGAACUAGUGUCUGAUUACAACAUUACCAUCAGUGCCACUGACGAGGGUUCUCCUCCUCUGUCCUCCUCUAAAACCGUUCACUUAUCUGUAGCUGACGUCAACGACAACCCACCUGCGUUUGAGGAACAGUCCUACAGCGCAUAUGUGAGUGAAAACAACAAACCUGGCUCCACCUUAUGUUCCGUUGCUGCUCGAGACCCGGACUGGAGACAGAACGGUACCGUGAUCUACUCUCUGUUACCUGCUGAGGUGAACGGUGCCCCGGUGUCGUCCUAUGUGUCAGUGAACGGAGACACGGGGGUGAUCCACGCUGUGAGGUCGUUUGAUUACGAACAGUUCAGGAGUUUUAAAGUGCACGUGAUGGCCAGAGACAACGGUUCUCCUCCUCUCAGCAGCAACGUGACCGUCAGUGUGUUCGUGUCGGAUGUGAACGACAACUCUCCUCAGAUACUGUACCCCGCCCCGGAGGGCAACUCGUUCAUGACCGAGCUGGUCCCCAAAGCUGCACACGGAGGCUCUCUGGUGUCCAAAGUCAUAGCGGUGGACGCGGACUCCGGACAGAACGCCUGGCUGUCCUAUCACAUAGUCAAAUCCACUGAUCCGGGACUUUUCACCAUCGGUGUCCACAGCGGAGAGAUCAGGACGCAGAGGGACGUUUUAGAGUCUGACAGCAUGAAGCAGAACCUCAUUGUGUCGGUGAAAGAUAACGGACAGCCCUCUCUGUCUGCCACCUGUUCCAUGUAUUUACUGAUCUCUGAUAACUUGGCUGAGGUGCCAGAACUGAAGGACAUUUCUUACGAUGAGAAGAAUUCCAAGCUGACGUCGUAUCUGAUCAUUGCUCUGGUGUCCGUGUCCACGUUUUUCCUGACCUUCAUCAUCAUCAUCCUGGGUGUGAGGUUCUGUCGUAGGAGGAAGCCCAGACUGUUGUUUGACGGAGCAGUAGCCAUCCCCAGCGCUUAUCUCCCUCCUAAUUACGCAGAUGUUGACGGCACAGGAACUUUACGCAGCACUUACAACUAUGACGCCUACCUGACAACAGGCUCUAGAACCAGUGACUUUAAGUUCGUGUCAUCCUAUAAUGACAACACGCUGCCUGCUGACCAGACUCUGAGGAAGAGUCCUUCAGACUUUGCUGAUGCUUUUGGAGAUUCGGAUGGUUCUCCUGAGGUAGGCACUUGUCAUGUCACCACUGUAAGAUCUGUCGAACCAGUGAUUUACAGCCUUUCGUGUCGUUCUUCUUUUUAUUAAUUUCGUACAUCGCUUAGUACGCCUUAAAAACAAGCAGCGCAGUUAACGUUAACUACUAGGCUUGUUCACUUCUGUGUGAAUUGGCAAUGUCAGCAAUUGUACACAGGCUGACGGCUGGUUACUUGUAACACUUUUCUAAUUUCAGUGUCUGCGUUUGUUGUGGGCUGUCGUUUUGUAGACGCUCAAUUUGACGUCACGGUUUUCUGUCGCUCUCCUUACAGUUGUUGGUCUUGCAUUUAGUUGAUCUUCUUUGACUUGGACAGUAUAUUUACAGCAUUGCUACAGCUGUUUUAUGUCUUAUUUAAUUUAUUCUCCCUUACUAUGUUAAUGAGAUUUUAUUGACUUCAUUAUAGUGGUUUGCCAUAAAAAUAUGCCUGCACGUGAUAUUAACUUUGCAGACAAACUUACUAACUAUAGACUUUGUUGCCCAUUUUAGUCAUUAAUAUUUUAGUUAUAUGUGCUAAAGCUAGCAAAUUUUAUUUCUGCACUUUUUUCAGUUUCAUUGAAGGUCCCAAUGUGGUUUUCUGUGGAGGGACUUGCGUCCAGCUACAAUCGUUGUCUCUGUCCUUGGUGCUGAAUUUUCUUUGACGAUCUUUUUUAUUUUAGUGUGACUUUUCUGUGUUAUGCUGUUGCCUUUCAUUGAUAAAUGCUGUCGUAUCAAACUGAUUAUGUUCGUUGCUUACAUCUUGCUGUGAUGCUGUAGCAUUAGUUUACUCCAUUGACUCAGAAGUGUUAAGUUUAUUGUGAAUAUCAUGUUGUAUGUCGAUAUUUAGUGUUCAAGUAAGAUAAGCAAACCCAAGCCUCAUCAAUCAUUUUGUUUUAAUGGUUAUGUGUUACUAGGUUUGUCCUGUUUUUUUUAAAUGUCGACAUUUUAAAUAUCCUUGCAGGUUCACUUUUUAAGGUUUAACAUUUUAUCUGACCACGACCAUUUCUAAAUAAUUGUGAAUGCAAGAUUGUUAAAUUUUAUUUUGACUGGACAAUGUGUCGUCCAUUAAAACUAAAGUGCAAACAUAGUAAUCCCGAUGCUCUUGCAGACUUGAACAAAAGUAUUGCCUUAUUAUUAUAAGAAAGUUUUGCGUUUGAUGUAACUUUUCGAAUUAAAUAGGCGUUUCUCCUGCACCUUCAUAGCAGCUGUUGAUUACUGUUAUCUGUUUAAGGUUUGCCAUAAAGGAGAAUUACUUUUCAGCGUAAUACAUCACCUCAAUUCAAUUCAAUUCAAUUCAAUUUUAUUUAUAUAGCGCCAAAUCACAACAAAGUUAUUUCAAGGCACUUUACAAAGUAAGGUUUAAAACCUCACACAACUAAACCCAACAAAUCCCACAUACAGCAAGCAUUUAAUUUGACAGCAACAGUGGAGAGGAAAAACUCCCUCUCUAACGAGGAAGAAACCUCCAGCAGAACCAGACUGGAUGUGGGCGGCCAUCUGCCUCGACCGGUUGGGGUGAGAGGAUAGAGAGAUAGAAAAGCACAGCAACAGCAACAAGCAACAACAAGCAACAACAGAGCACAGGCAGGAUGGUAGGACCAGGGACUGGAUGCAGGCAGGAUGGUUGGAUCCGCAGCUGCCCAUCACAGACACCAAACUUUGAGUCCAAUGAUACCUGUGGGUGAGG